GAAGCCGGGGCGAGAUGGGCGCGCCGGCCCGGGUCCUGCUGUGGCUGCGGCUCUGCGCUUUGACACAAGCCGCCUACAAACUCUGGGUCCCCAACAUGGACUUCGACACCGCCACCAACUGGAGCCAGAACCGGACCCCGUGUGCAGGCGCCGCCGUCGAGUUCCCCGCGGACAAGAUGGUGUCGGUCCUCGUGCGAGAAGGUCACAGCAUCUCAGACAUGCUCUUGCCGCUGGACGGGGAGUUCAUCCUGGCCUCAGGAGCUGGCUUCGGCGCCCCGGACACCAGCUCGCACCUGGACUGUAGCCCAGGCGCCCCCGCGCUCUUCCUCGACCCUGACCGCUUCUGGUGGCACGACCCGCGCCUCUGGCGCUCCGGGGACGCGGCGCUCGGUCUCUUCUCCGUGGACGCCGAGCGCGUGCCCUGCCGCCACGACGACGUCGUCUUCCCGCCCGACGCCUCCUUCCGGGUGGGUCUCGUCCCGGGCGCCGGCACCGUGCGCGUCCGCAGCGUCCAGGCUCUGGGCCAGACGUUCACGCGCGACGAGGACCUGGCUGCUUUCCUGGCGUCGCGCGCGGGCCGCCUGCGCUUCCACGGGCCGGGCGCGCUGAGCGUGGGCGCCGAGGCCUGCGCCGACCCGUCGGGCUGCGUCUGCGGCAACGCCGAGGUGCAGCCGUGGAUCUGCGCAGCACUGCUCCAGCCCCUGGGUGGCCGCUGCCCCCCGGCUGCCUGCCGAGACCCUCUCCGGCCCGAAGGGCAGUGCUGCGACCUCUGCGGAGCCGUCGUAUCGCUGACCCACGGCCCCGCCUUUGACCUGCAGCGGUACCGGGCGCGGCUGCUGCACGCCUUCCUAGCCCUGCCCCAGUACCAGGGGCUGCAAACGGCCGUGUCCAAGGUCCCGCGCCAGCCCUGGCUGCGUGAAGCCUCCGGCGCGAAGGCGGACACGGAGAUCCAGGUGGUGCUGGUGGAGACCGGGCCCCAGACCGGCGGCGCGCGGCGCCUGGCCCGGGCCCUCCUGGCGGACCUCGCGGAGCACGGCGAGGCCCUCGGGGUCCUAUCGGCGACCGCUCGAGAGUCGGGCGCGCCGGUCAGGGGCGGCUCGGCGGCUGGGCUGAACGCGCCGGGGCCGCGCGCGGGGCUAGCGGGCGGCUUGGCGGCCGCGCUGCUGCUCUUGCUGGCGCUGCUGGCGGGGGCGCUGCUGCUGCACCGCGCGGGGCGGCUCAGGUGCAGGAGGCGCGACGAGGCGGACCCCGCGCCGGCUGGGGCGCCCCGGAGCUUCCACAACCCUGUGUUCUACGCGGCGGACUCCGCGCAGGCGGGGGUGUGGGGCUUCCCCGCGGCCGGACUCCCUGACUCUGCGCUCCCGCAGCUCCCGGCCCCGCAGCCGGACGCCGGGAGCUCCAGCCGCAGCUACUUCGUUAAUCCGCUCUUUGCCGGGGCCGAGGCGGAGGCCUGAGCGGCCGCCUAACCGGCCCGCCGUCCUGUCGGCGCCGCGGGCCCUGUGGGAUACCCCCACCCUCCGCUGGCCAAGGAUAGGGUGGCCUUACCCAAUAAAGGGCUUUCCUGCAACCUGCUGUCAGCCGUGGA
Hippopotamus amphibius kiboko is the source of this 1585-nucleotide messenger RNA. RefSeq names its product amnion associated transmembrane protein (gene AMN). Gene Ontology annotation, cellular component: apical plasma membrane; endocytic vesicle. The record is from RefSeq and is a predicted model, not a curated record. Gene Ontology annotation, biological process: intracellular protein localization; receptor-mediated endocytosis. The transcript has 11 exons. Bases 15 to 1454 code for a protein of 479 amino acids. Lineage: Eukaryota; Metazoa; Chordata; Mammalia; Artiodactyla; Hippopotamidae.